AUGCAGCCAACUCAAAAUAUGUUUGUAGUAUUUGGCUCAUUUGGAGUCUAUUUGAAUCCACUUUUAUCUUCCUACGGAUUAACAUCAAUGCAAAUAGGAGUUGUAUCAUUCAUCUCCAAUGGUGUGGCCACCUUUUCGCGUAUCAUUUUUGGAAUCAUUGCGGACAGAACAAGGAAGUAUCAUCGAGUGCUCUUCUGGUUGACUAUAAUCAGUGCGGUAGUGGUCCUGUCUUUUGGAUUUCUGCCCAGAAGUUGGAACGCUUUCUACGAAGGCAGAAUUUAUUCAGACGGGACGUUUAUCUCAAAAUGGAUUCGGAAUGAAGAUGGGGAUCCUAAACGAAGCUUUGUUACCUGCUGGCCUACUUAUCUGCGACAGUGCUUUUCGAAUGUGACCACUAUGGUAAAUCCAGUGAACUUUGUUCUCGGCAGAGCCGACGCCACAUCAAACCAAGCGUUCUAUUUGGCUGAAACGUCAUCGAUGAUAAUGAAAAGCCAGAGCUCUACCGGCCAAAACAUACCUGUAAAUGUUAUCUGUUCAGUUAUUGGUCCCAAUCACGAUCACUUGUGCCAUGAACCACGAAACAAAAUACCAGCAAUCGCAACCACGACAACAUUCUUAAUAGCUCUCCUGAUGCGCUCCAUCUUCAACGGUCUCUUCAUGCCGACCACAAAUUUGCUUGACUCGGUCACACAUGCCGCACUGGGUGAGCGCGAUGCACAUCUCUAUGGUCGGUCGCGUGUGUUUGCCUCGCUAGGUUAUGCGGUGUCUGUCACAGUGACCGGAUUUCUCAUUUCCCACUAUACUGCAUCAUCUCGACCGUCUUCUUCAUUUCCCACCGUUGUUGAACCCUCACAAGACUAUCUUCCGGCAAUUAUGUUGGGCAGUGCUUUCGCUCUUGCAGCAGCUCUGUUCGGUGGAAUGACUCAAGUCUCAGUGGGCGCUAACGAGCUGGAGAUUACUCAUGUGUUAAAAUUGGCUUUCCGAUCGGAAUUAAUGCUGCGGUGUAUAGUCACUUCAUUCUUUUCAGGAAUUCUGCUUUCUUUCAGCAAUGAUUACGCAUUCCUCAUCCUCACAAAACAUCUGGGUUUGCCCCCAUAUUUUCUUGGAAUCCUUACAACAGUAAACAUUUUAUCUGCGGAAAUCCCUGGAUUUUUGUUGUCAAAUGCAGUGCUGACUUAUCUUGGGGACAAUUGGUGCCUUUCGCUUGCAUUUUUACUGGUUGCAUUGCAGAACCUUGUAGUUGCAUUUACCCGAAACUACUGGUGGUUGCUGUUUUCUUCUAGUUUCCUUGGUUGUUGGUUUCCCCUCAUGUAUCACACACUCCUUGAUCAAGCAACACGCGCCGGUCGUACUGACCAUGCCAAGGCUGAUAUAGUGGCCAGCAUGCAUGGAAUAAUGAAUGCCGUUUUGGUUGGCAUCAGUGCCUCUUUUGGAGGUUUGUUCUGGGGAGUUUUACUAGAAUUCUUUUCUGGAAUACAACUGUUUUUCAUCGUUUCCGGAAUGGCAUUUGUUUUGACACUUUUGGUGCCUCUUUUUUGUUCAAUGAUUUCCAGGUUUGGGAUUGUUUCUGAAAAGCUGAAUUUUACAAUGUAAAUACAAUUGUUUGAUGCACA
Messenger RNA from Opisthorchis viverrini, 1613 nucleotides. RefSeq lists its product as hypothetical. The transcript is spliced from 4 exons. Lineage: Eukaryota; Metazoa; Platyhelminthes; Trematoda; Opisthorchiida; Opisthorchiidae. The record is from RefSeq and is a predicted model, not a curated record. Gene Ontology annotation, cellular component: membrane. The coding region runs from base 1 to 1593 and encodes 530 amino acids.